Geodia barretti is the source of this 2028-nucleotide messenger RNA. The record is from the annotation of a GenBank genome assembly. Lineage: Eukaryota; Metazoa; Porifera; Demospongiae; Tetractinellida; Geodiidae.
AUGAUCCGCUGGCCAACCGGAGGAGUCUUGGCAAUAACAGAAUUGGAAAUCAGCAAACGCACCAGUUUCGCGUCGGGCGAGAGCUUCGGCGAUGUGGGAGCGUAUGAGCUUCUGGAGGGCACGGCCCACUACGCGGUGGACCCGUUGCACGCCCGAAACCAGGGGAUUACGGACUUGGACCUGGCGCCCCGCAACAACGCUGGCAAUGUGGAGUUUUCGGCGGACUUUGCCAUGCUUCAGCCCGUGAACAUCGACCGGGGCAACCGGCGCAUCCUGUUCGACGUGGUGAACCGGGGCCGGAAGACCGCCCUGGGCAUGAACAGCGUACCCUCAGCCACCGACCCCAUGGCGCCCCUGGAGGCGGGCAACGGCUACCUGAUGCGCCGGGGCUACACGGUGGUCUGGGGCGGCUGGCAGGCCGACGUGCCGUCCACGCCCGGCCUCAUCGGACUUCAUGUACCUGAGGCCGUCGGCCCCGAGGGAGCCCUGACCGGCAAGAUAAUGUGCCAGUUCCAAUGCAACGAACCCACCCAAGUGUUCCUGCUGGCAGACCGGGAGCACCUGGCUAAUCCCGCCGCCGACCCCGAGGAAACGGAGGCCAACCUGACAGUGCGGGACCUGCCCAACAGUCCGGCCACGCCCGUUGACCGGAGCCAGUGGUCUUUCAUCCGCGUCGAGGAUGUGGAUGUGGAGCCGAACUAUAACCACGUCUACAUGCCCUCCGGGUUCGAACCGGGAAGGAUAUACCAGUUGGUCUACACCACAACCGGCAGCCGGAUUGUCGGCCUGGGGUUCGCGGCCAUGCGGGAUGUGGUCUCCUUCCUGAAAUACGCCCCGGCCCGGUUCGACGGGAGACGGGGCAACCCCUGCGCCGGGGCCAUCGACUACGCCUAUGCCAUGGGCCGUUCCCAGAGCGGCCGCUUCCUGCGCCAGUACAUCCACACGGGAAUCAACGAGGACGAAGAGGACCGGGUAGCCCUGGACGGGAUCAUCCCUCACGUGGCCGGCGGGAUGCGCGGCGAGUUCAACCUGCGCUUCGGGCAGCCUUCCAAGGACGUCUGCUACAUCAUCCCCGAGAUGUUCCCCUUCACAGACACCCCACAGACUGACCCGGUGACCGGCGCCCAGGGUUCCCUGCUGGACAUGAUGGAGCAGCGGGGUAGUGUGCCCAAGAUCAUGUUCACCAACACCUCCGCCGAGUACUGGCGGGGCGAUGCGGCGCUGAUCCACACCGACCUGGAGAACCUGACCGACGCCGCCGAGUCGCCGUCAGUCCGCCGCUACCACUUCGCCGGUUGCCAGCACGGGUCGGGUGAGUUUCCUCCCCUGGAAGUCCGCACGAAUGACGGCAUCAGGGGACAGCUUCCCUUCAACAGCGUGGACUAUGCUCCCCUGCUGCGGGCCGCGCUGGACAACCUGGACCGCUGGGUUGCCACAGGUGAGGAGCCUCCCGCCAGCCGCCAUCCCAGCCUGAACGACGGCACGGCAGUGGAGUCUUACACCCUGCUGGAGCGGUUCGCCCAACUCCCCGGCGUACGGGUCCCGACCCAGGCCACCAGGGCGAUAAGACUGGACUACGGCCCGGAGGCGCAUCUGGGGCGCACCACCAGGCUGCCCGCCGCUGAGGGGGCGGAGUUUCCGGCGCUGGUGGCCGACCUUGACGAGUCCUUCAACGAGCGGGGCGGCAUCCGGAUGCCGGACCUGGCAGUGCCGGUCGCCACCUACACUGGCUGGAACCUGCGCGACGAGAGCAUAGGCAACGCCAAUCUCUUCAUCGGCAUCACCGGCGGCCUGGCCGGCUGGACCCUCCCGCUGCCCCCUACCGCGGCCGAGCGCGAGGCCACCGGCGACCCACGGGUGUCCAUCGAGGAACGUUACGCCAGCCGGGAAGACUACCUGGAGCAGGUAGCCCGCGCCGCGAUGGACCUGGUGGCCGAAAGCUACAUGCUGGAGGACGAUGUGGACGAGGUGGUGGACCUGGCAGGUAGGAAGUACGACUACUUUGUGGGAGACGGCGGGGAGAGCUGA